UUGACGUGAACUUCGGUGUUCAUUUCAAACCAGGAUAAAAAUUCGAUAUUUUGUGUCUAAAUGUAAAUUUGUGGUCAUUUGAGUAAGCCUUAAUGUCUCCAUAUCCUACAGAGUACAAGUACUGCCAACCUUCUUGGGCAAGUGUCAGCUGAUUUCUUUAAUGAAAUACAGCACCUAAAGUGGGAAAACUCGUACAGAAGCGCAAUUUGACAUCCAGUAAGACGACUAACUAGUGGCAUGAGAGAGGCUGGAUGUUGGUUGGUCAAGGCCUACCCCUCCCCAGUCAGGACAGCCAGCUCGUCAAUUGGAGUUUCUGUGUACGUGACGUUGGAUCUGUGCAUGACUUGAUUAGAUUGAUUGGUUGUAUUGGACAGCCAUGGAUCGCAGAUCUAUCCUUGCACGGUUUGUGGAGGUGACUGGAGCCGAACCUGGUCUGGCCCAAGAUCUUCUUGCAGGGAAGCAAUGGAAUCUCGUUGCAGCCAUGGAGGACUACAUGCAACUAACAAGCAACAACGCCCCGGCAUCCUCCAGGACCACUCCUCAAAAGCCUUCUGCUACCCUACAACACACUGCACAAACAGCUCCUAUCGGCCACCAACCCAACCAACAGGAGCAAGCACCACAGAGGAAGUUGGGGCAUCAACCAUUGGCACCCCUCCCCGAGCUACAAGUGGUACAUCCCAUGACUUCCUCUACAGUGAGUAAUAACAGUGUCGGGUCAUUAUCCAGUAGUAGCAGCUCAUCUGCAGGAAGGGACACUGAAGACUCGUCGCGCCCGUCGUCAGAACUAAAGUUGUUCAUCCCGAAAGCCGGCGAGAAGGAUGCGCCGAGGUCACCUGGUCUAAACAAGAAGCUCCAGCGUGGCAUCUCAAGGGCCAACUGUGCCCUGGUGGACUUUAGUAGGAAGAAAGUGACUGAAGACGAGCACGACCACUCCCAUUUCUUAGUGGACACACCCAUGUAUACCUUCAUCUUACCCGAUCUGGCCAUGUUCCCUGCGGACUUCAGGGCUUUCAUGGAGAAGGAUCUACUAGAAAUGGCCACAAUGGCAAACCUAGAACAUGCAGGUCGCUUGAACUGGUGGGCUGAUUGCAAAGCCUGCAGCCGUCUCUGGCCAAUGGCAACCACAGGGGAUGGAAACUGUCUACUUCAUGCUGCAUCCCUUGGAAUGUGGGGAUUCCAUGACAGGCAGUUAACACUCCGUAAGGCCUUGUACCUAUUCCUGACAGAGAACCCUCAUAGUCAACAAAUGGAGAAACUGAAGAGACGAUGGCGAUGGCAACAGACAGAGGUCAAUAAAAAGUCUGGUCUUGUUUACUCUGAAGCUGAAUGGGAGGAGGAGUGGAAAGCUUUACUGCGACUAGCCUCGGCUGAACCUAGAACACCGUUAUCCGGUGGCACAAGCAGGAGCUCCUUACCAACGCUGUCCGAAGAGAAGCCACCCACACCCACAGACCUUGGCGAGGAACUGACCUACGAAAGCCUGGAAGAGUUCCACGUCUUUGUACUGGCACACAUCCUCCGCCGGCCCAUCAUCAUCGUCUCGGACACCAUGCUGAGGGACGCAGACGGUGAAGCCUUCGCUCCGAUCUCCUUUGGCGGGAUCUAUCUUCCACUGGAGAAUCCUUACAGAAGAGACUGCGAGAUAUCGCCGCUGGUCCUGACCUUUGACACAGCACAUUUUUCUGCACUGGUCCCCAUGGAACAAGAUGUGGUCGACUAUGAGGGGCAAGAGGAGAACCAGUCUUCACUUCCAGUUGUGAUUCCAAUCACAGACUGCGAUCACAAGUUGCUCACCGUGCAGUUUGCAGUGGAUCCUGGUCCAGCUUGGCAAUGGAGUAGCAAACCCAGCAGCCACGCAGAGAAGACCUACACUCUAAGUGCCUCAGAUAAGCUCAGGCUCCUGGACAAGUACAUGAAUCUAGUCAAGAUACCCAUCAAAAAUAAAUGGGGAGAAGAUUCAUCGGAGCAGUCUUCCCCGAGGUCUUCCCCGAGGUCUUCCAACGGUCUAAAGAUCGCUAGCUCCAGCCAGAUCCGGCAGGGAUCAUUCGGCAGGAAACUGAAACACUUUACAAAACUUGAAAAGAGUAAGAAUGGAAGCUCCUCUGUGGGGGUUAGGAACAGCAGUGGGCCUGUAUCCCUGGCUGAGCUUGAAGACCCUAGCAUUAUUGUUGGGGCGAGGUUGAACGAACGACGGCAUCAACUACAAGACGAGAUGAUUAAAAAUUACAUUGACAAGGCUAAGGAGCGAUUUGAAGAGGAAUGCCAAUCAAAGACACUGCAGAGAGAAGAGGACCGUCAAAGGCGAGAAAACCUUACAGGCUCUCAUCAGAACACCCGUGUAUCGCCUCCUGCUAAUUGGAAUGAGUCUUACUCUAACAGCAGAGAAGCUUAUCAUAGUAACCCAGCACCCCCGACGCUGUCCCAAAACUACCCAAGGCAGAACCAGGGUUACGUGAAUAGGCAACCGAGCCCUGAGCCUAUCCGACGAUCCAACCCACAACCAACCCAUCUGAAUAGUUACCAGACUCCAUUGACACAGACAAUGAGUAAUCCUGUGCCACAGUCACACAGGGCUCAACAUCCACAGUACCAUCCGCCUGUAACUAACUCAACAAGCUUCCAGGUUAGACCGUUGGGAUACCAGCAAGGCUACCAGCAAGGCUACCAGAUGGACGCCCCGGUUGAGUCAACAGUGCUAGUUAAUAAGGUCAAUGUCAAGCCACAACGUCAAGUCCCGAUCAACAGGCAACAAGGGUUUGAAGAAAGAUCUGGUGGCAUGACUCGCAUCACACAGGGUAUUCAGCAACUUCAGCCUACAAGCGUGUACCAGCAAUCACCACCACAACAACCCGAUAUGCUACCACUGGUCGCUAGAUCCGCCCAGGUGGUGUCGCAGCAACCUUAUCACUCUACCACUAUGGCAUCGCUGUCGCUGCAACCCACACCAACUGGUUCAAGGUCGCCCCAAUCGCCCAAUUCACCCCAGUUGCCCCGUUCACCCCAGUCGCCCCAGAGACCCCUCUCCGCUCAUGUGCCUCAAUCCAGUCAAGCCCCCUCUUUGCUUCCUCCAUCAAAGGACUCCCCAAAGCUGGCUAAAAAGGAUGCCGGCAAAAAGUCAAAGGGACUCUUUGGAACAACAGGUAAAAGUAAGUCAAAGGGUACAAGGCCCUGCAAGAAUAAAGGUUGUGAUUUCUAUGGUACAGAAAGCACUGACUAUCUUUGUUCCCAGUGUUAUGAUGUUAAGAAGAAUUUGAAAUCUGGCAGGAAAUGAAUUACGCAGUCGUCUUGCUGGCUACUGCUGUUCUGACUCUACCGACUAGGUAUUUAGCUAUCAUGCGACCACAUUCCUCCCAUAUCCUUUUCUCCCAUGUCCUGUUUAGACUUGGAUAAGAUUGGAAUACCUGACCCAGUGAUAAGCAAUCGUUACUUGGGCCUAUCCACCCAAGUCCUUCUAAAUCGAUCACUUUGACAAAUCCAGAUGAAUCAUUCACUUUUUGAUUUUGAGACCUCGGAUUUAAAAUUUGAGGUCUCGAAAUCAAGCAUCUGGAACGCACACAACUUCGUGUG
Molecule: messenger RNA, 3570 nt
Organism: Asterias rubens (European starfish)
Lineage: Eukaryota; Metazoa; Echinodermata; Asteroidea; Forcipulatida; Asteriidae
Product: OTU domain-containing protein 7A-like
Exons: 10
Coding region: 377-3274 (965 amino acids)
Biological process (GO): protein K48-linked deubiquitination; protein K11-linked deubiquitination; protein deubiquitination involved in ubiquitin-dependent protein catabolic process
Cellular component (GO): nucleus; cytoplasm
Molecular function (GO): K63-linked polyubiquitin modification-dependent protein binding; cysteine-type deubiquitinase activity; zinc ion binding
Source: RefSeq, a predicted model, not a curated record